AUGAAUCAAAAAAAAGGUAGCAUUAAUAAGAUAAAUAGACAAAUCAAUGGAAAUUUAAAAAAAAAAAAUAAUUACAAGGAAAACGGUUAUAACUAUUCAAAUAAUAAAAAGGUUUUUAAGUUUAUGAAUGAUUUAAAAUAUACUAAUUAUAACAAUAUAGAUGAUAUAAAUUCAGACAAAAAUUCAAGUAGCAGUAGAAAUGAAGAAAAUUAUAAUAUAAAUAAUAAUAAAAAUAAAAAUCAAUAUGAUAAAAAAGAAGAUGAUGCAGAAGAGGAAGAAGGAGAUGAAGACGAUGAAGAAACAAAUAGUAGUGAAUUAAGUAAUUUUUCACCAAAUAAAAAAAAUAAAGAAAACUUAGAUUACAAAAAUUAUUGUUUUUAUAAUGAUUUUGAUGAUUCAAAAAAUAGCACAAAUAAAAAAAGUAAAGUAAAUUUGAAAAAUUAUAAUUCUGAUUAUUAUGACAUUUAUUCUAAUAUAUACUCAUAUUAUGACAUAUUCACUGAAGAUAAAAAUGAAAAAAAAAAAUUUAAAUAUUUCAAUGAUGUAUUUUCUAACUUUGAUAGAAAAUAUGAAAAUAAUGAAUUUAAUUAUGAUGCUAAUAUGAAUAAAAAACUGUCUGAAAAAUAUUUAUCAUCACAAAAAAAAAGGAAUAACUUUAAUAAGAAUUACAACAAAGAAAAUAUUAAUGAAAAUAAUAUUAACUUUAUAAAUGAAAAUAUAUAUAAUGAAUAUUACACGAGUUCAAAUGAAGUAAGCUCAAAGAAAAAUGUAAAUAAAAAUUUUAUGAAUAUGGAAUAUCCAAAUAAAAGAAAAACCAAAAAAAAAAAAAAAAAAAAAAAUACUAGUGAUAUAAGUAUAAAUGAAGAGAAGUUAAAUUUUAAUGAUUUUAAAAAAAAUGAUAUGAAUAAUGUAGGAAAUUACUACACAAAUAAUUUUAGUGGUAUAAAAAAUAAUAAUUUUAGUAAAGAAAAAAAUAAAGAAUUCAAUUACAGUGAUGAUUUUUUGAAAAAAAAAAAAUCUCGAAUAUCCGAUAAUGAAAAUAGUGAAAUAAGUAGUUAUUUAUACGGAAAAUAUUCAAAAAUGAAAGAAAAUAAAAAAAUGAAAAAUGUUUUUAAAGAAAAAAGUGCUAGUAAUAUAAGUUUAGAUAGUUCUUGUUCUUUUGAGUUAGAUUUUUUUCAUGAUAAAGAAAAAACUUCAGAUAUGAAGAAAUGCAAAAAAUUUUUAAAAAAUCCUACCAGAAAAAGAAUGUAUAAAUUAAAAAAAAUAAUUGAAAUAUUGGAAUACUCAAUAUAUAAUGAAGAAAAAGAAGGUGCAAAGUUAGAGUCAAAGUUAUAUGAAUAUGUUUUAUUAACCAAAAGUUUAAAACAAAAAAUCUCUAAUUUAGAAGAAUUAAAUAACACUAAUAAAAAUAAAAUGACUUCAUACGAAAAAGAUAUUUCUAAACUUAAAGAGCAGAAUGAAGAAAUGAAGUUAACAUUAUCCACUUUUGAAAAUGAAUUGAGUAAUUUAAUUAAUAAAUUUGAUAAAAAUUUUGCAAAAGAAUUAAUAGACACAAAAUCACAAAAUGAUAUAUUAAAAAAGGAAGUAGAAAGAUUAAAAAUGGAAGUUGAAAAAAAAAAUUAUGAAAUAAAAAAAAUAGAAAAUUUAAAUGAUAUUACAAAAAAAAACAAUAAUGAAAGUUUUAUAACAAAUAAUAAUAAUGCAAACAACAUUUCAAAUGGUGAAAGUAAUGAAAAAAUAGACGGCAACUUAACAAAUAAUAAAACAAUAAAUACUAAAAGUAAUUGUCAGGAUAUAAAUGAAAAAAAUAAAGAAGUGACAAUAUAUGAAUUUCCUUAUUAUAAUGGUAAUAGUGAAAUGAUUGAUUUAAAUAUAAUAGAUGAUUUUAUUUCUAAAAUGAAAACUAUGAGAAUGACUUUUGAAAAAAAUAUAGAAAAAUAUGAUGAAGAAACAAAAUCCCUAAUAUAUGGAUGUUAUAUAUCUAAUUUUUUAUUAGAAAAUAAAGAUAUUUGCAAUCAUAAAAAAGUAUUAAAACAGUUGCAAGAAUUCUGUAUCUCAGAGUCAAAAAUUUUAAGUAUUCAUAUGUGUUUAAAAAAAGAAAGAAGUGAUUUACCAAUUAAACAAUUAGAAAAAGAAAUUAUAAAACAAUUAGAAGAUUCUGAUUUAGAUAAAAAUAAAGACAGAGCUUGUAUGAUAAAUUCUAUUAUUUUAUUAUUAAUUUUUAAAAAUAUGCAUAUUUUUAAUUUAUACAAAAUCUUUAUAACGUCAUUAAAAUAUGAUAAUUUCCGAUGGAUAAGAAUAAUUAAAAAAGCUCUUUUUCUUAAAUUUUUUGAUUUAUGUUUGAUUGAUACAAACAUGAAAAUUAAUGAAAUGCAAAAUCAGAAAGAAGCAAAGUUAAUUAAUAUUAAUGUUAAUGAUUCAAAUACCAAUGAAAAUAUAAAUUACAAUAUUAAGCACCCAUUGUUUUACUGUGCAAAUGAUACCUUGAAAAAUUUUGUAACAACUAUGUAUUUAAAUUUUUCUAAAGAUCCUAUUAAUCCCCAAAAUAAUGAUAAUAUAUAUCAUUAUGUAUUACAGCAAAGGAACUUAGAUGUAUUAAAGAUAUUAAAAUUAUCAGGAAAGAAUUACAAUUAUAUAUUUAAUAAAAAUUCAGAAAAUAAAACUCCAUUAGAUUAUAUUGAUAACGAAGAUAUAAAAAUAGAUUUAAUAUCAGGAUAUAUAUUAGAUAUAGCAGGAAAAGGAGCUGAAAAUUAUAAAAAUUCCAAGUAUGAAGUAGCAUAUGAUUUAUACACAGAGGCAUUAGAAAAACAGAUAAAAUUGUCAGAAUCAGUAAAAAUGGGAAAAUCAAUGAAUGAAAAUAUUGGAAAAUUAUAUUAUAAUAGAGCAAGAACAUUAAUGCAUUUAAAUAAAUGGAUAGAUGUAAUUGAAAAUUGCAAUAAUUGUUUAAAAUACAUACCUAAGUAUGUUAAUGCUUUUGAUACACAAAUUCAAGCUUAUGAAAACUUAUUAGAGUAUGAAAAUGCUCUUCUUACAUAUAAAAAUAUGUGUAUUAAAUGUAACAUUAAACCAGAUGAAAAAGAAGAAAAACUAAAAUCACAAAUUAAUGCUACAUGUUUUCAAAUUUUAAAUAUAAAUAAAAAUUGUAAUGUUGCAGAAAUUAAACAAGCAUUUUCCAAUUUGUCAAAAAAGUGGCAUCCAGAUAAAUUAGGAAUUAACAUUAGUGCGGAUAUAAAGAAAAGACAUAACAACCAUUUCAAAAGAUUAUUUAAAGCAAAACAGUUGUUAUUAAAUGAUAUUGAAAGGCAAAAAGAAAAGAAAAAAAAGGAAACAAAUUAUAUAUACCCACAAAUUAUUGAAGAUAUAAAAUUCUCAAACAAUAAUAAUAAAAAAAAUAAUAUGAAUGAUAAAGAAUCAAAUAAAAACAAUUACAAUAAAGAAGAAAAAAAAAAUGAUACAUAUGAAACAUCUUAUAACACAUGUCACAAAAAUAUAAACACAACAAAUUUUUCAAAGAUAAAUCAGAAUAAUAAUAAUAAUAAUAAUACUGAUAAAAACUUUUACAACAAAAAUAAUAAUAAUACAAACAUGAAUGAUUCAAAAAGUAAUAUUUAUAAUUCUUAUAAGGAUGACAUUGAUAAAUUUCAAGAAAAGCUAAAAAAUUUAAAUAAAGGAAACAAUGAUAAUGAAAAUAAUAAAUUUUUUAACCCGUUUCCUAAUAUAUUUGACAAUAAAUUUUCUAAUUUGAAUAAUGAAAAAAUUGACGAAAAUUUUUAUAAAAAGUUAAAAGAAGAAUAUGAAGGAUUAAGUGAUGAUGAAUUAAAUAAUCUUAAAACCAAAUUAUCAAAUUCUAUUAAUAACCUUAUCCAAACAGAAAUUAAUUCAAAAAGAGAAUAUCAAGAAUUAUGCAUUAAAGAAAAAACAAAUGUAAUUAUGAAUGCAAGAUUAUGUAUAUUACAGGAAAUACAAAAAGCUUUAUGUGUCCGAUUGGAUAAAGAAAGAAAAUUAAAGGUUAUUGAGAAUAUUCUUAAAAAUAGAAAUGAUGAAAGAUCAGCUAACAUAAAUAAAACCAACUCAUUUUCAAAAAAAAACGAUACAGAAGAAGUAUACGAAGAGAGUAAUAAUACUGAUAAAAAACAAAACAAUAACUAUAGUAACAUCGAUGACAGAUUUAAUAUAAAAAGGAGUACAUUUGAAAAUGAAGAAAUUGAUCAACAAAAAAAAGAAGAUAAAAAUAUUGAAGUAGAACAAGAAGAAAAAAAGAAAAGUAGAGAAGAUUAUAAGGAUGAAAAAAGUUGUGAGGAAAAAAAAGAAGAUGAAGAAUUAGAAAACAAUUGUGAGAAAAAGGGAUGUGUUGAUGAUGAUGAUAACUAUGAUAAUGAAAAUGAAGAAUACGAAGAAGAAUUUGGUGAAACAGAUGAAGCAGAACAAAAGGAUAAUAAUAGUAAUAUUCCAUAUUACCAAGAAGAAAAAGAUAGCAAUAAUGAAGAAGACAAAAAAAAAAGAAAUAAAGAAAGAGAAACAUUUGAUGAUGAGCAAAAAAAAAAAAAAGUAAUUAAUGACUACGGAAAUAGUAAAGAAAGUAAAAAAAAUAAAAAAAUAAAAGAAUUUAAGAACAAUAAUAUGGAAGAUCAAGAUAAAAUGAAUGAAUUAAAUAAAAUUAAAAUGGAUGAAUCAAGAAGUACAAAUUCUGAAAAUUUUAAGUAUAUAGAUGAAAAAAAUAUAUAUCAUGAAAAUAAAGAGAUGUAUGAAGAUUUCCAAGGUACUGAAAAAAAUAAUAAUUUUUUUACAAACAUAACGAAGCAGUUGAAUCAACCAUUUAAGUAUGUGAGCGUUCUAAUUAAAAACAAGAAAUUAAACGAGAACGAAAAAAAUAGUAAUGAAAAUUUAUCAGAAGACAAUUUUAUUUUUAUAAAUAACAAUAAUAAAAAAGAAAGUAGUAAUAGUAAUAAUAAUUUAUUUUAUAAUUUAAAUAAUGAAAAUUUUUACCAAGAAGAUAUAAAUGAAAAAGAAGGUACAAAAAAUGAAUGUAUUAUAUCAAAUAACAAAACUUUUGAAAAGGCAAUAAAUAAAAAAGGUGGAAACAAUUUUGUACAUAAUAUUAAUUAUGAUAAUAAAACAGAUAGCAGUAAUAAUAAUAAAAAGGAGGAAUCAUCUCAAUCACCUUUAAGUGAAGAAUAUAAUUAUGAAAAUUUUACAAAAAAUAUGGAAACCGAAGAUGCUGAUAAUUCAAAUAAAAUGAAUUCAAUAAAUGAAGAUUCUUUUUACAAAAAAAAAUUUAAUAUAAAUGAGAAUAUUAUUAUGUUUCCAAAUAAAAAUGAUUAUUUUCAAGAUAAUAACACUAUAAAAAAUGACAAAAAUUUUAAAAUAGGAUUCCCCAAUGAAAAUAUUAAUGAAGAUUAUUUUGAAAAUAAUUCAUUUAUAAAUUUGAACUCUAGCAAUUUACAUUUUUUUGAUAAAAAACAGCCUUUUAAAAUAAAUGAAAAAAAAUUUUAUCAGAAUGAAGAUAAAGAAGAAGAAAAUAUAAAUAAUGAGGAUAACUUAAUAAAUUUUGAUAAUUUUGUGAAAAAAGAAGAACGUUUAUCAUCAUCAAGAAUUAGUGGUAACAAUUUUGCCAAUAAGAACAUAGAUAAAAACAAUUUAUUUAAUAGAAUUAUAAGUAAUAGUUCUAGUAAUUUGAAUGAUUCUUAUUCAGAAAAAUUUACAGAAAAACAUUUAAUUUAUUCAAAUGACAAUUUUAAUAAAGAAAAAAAAAUAAAUAAAGUAAAAGAUACAAAUAUUAAAUACACAAGCGACAAUGAAGUAAUAAAUAAUGAGAAGUUUUUUAAUUUAUACAAUGAAAAGAAAAAAAUGAACACGUAUGAAUCCUCAUUUUUUAAUCAGAACUUACUAUCUCCUGAUUCCUCAAAUAAUAGAAGUAAUUUUGAAAAAAAUACUUCAAAAAAAAAAGAUGAAAAUGCCGUAUCCUUUUUAAAUUAUGAUAAUAAGUUUGAUAACUAUAAAAAUAAAGAAGCAAACAAUAUUUAUAAAGUAGAUAAUAGUAAUGAUAUUAAAGAUGAAAAAAAUUUCAACAUCAAUUUAAAUGAAAGUGAAAAUAAUUUAUAUCAAAAUGAUAAUGAUACAAUAAAUGAAAAAUUAAAUAAUAAUGUUGAUAGUUUUAUUUAUGAUGAAAACAAAUUUCUAAAUAAUACUUCAAAUUUUUAUAAUUUAAACAAAUCAUAUAAUUAUGAAACUAAAAAAUUUAGGAAUUCAAUGAUAUUUUUAAAUGAAAAUGAAAACGAAAGCGAAAAUAAAAAUAUAAAGAAAAUGUUUUCUGGUGAAUUAAAUUCAAUUUCAUUAAACAAAACAUUUGAUCAAAAAAAUAAAUUCCCAUUUAUUGAAAAUUUAGAAAAACUUAAAUAUAAGAAUAUUAAAGGAAAAGUAAAAAAAGACGAAAAUGAAGUAAUUAAAUUAAAAAAAUCAUGUCUUGAUAAAAUGAAUACAAAAAUAGAAUUAGAAAGAAAUAAAAAAAAUGAGUCAAAAGAAAAUGGUUUACUUAAAAAAAAUUCAAAAAAAAAUUAUAACGAUGACAAACAAAAAAAUGUUGACCACAGCAGAAAAAGUAAACUAAAAACAAAAGACAAGCAAUAA
Molecule: messenger RNA, 6627 nt
Organism: Plasmodium relictum
Lineage: Eukaryota; Apicomplexa; Aconoidasida; Haemosporida; Plasmodiidae
Product: conserved Plasmodium protein, unknown function
Exons: 1
Coding region: 1-6627 (2208 amino acids)
Molecular function (GO): protein binding
Source: RefSeq, a predicted model, not a curated record